This is a messenger RNA of Caenorhabditis remanei, 375 nucleotides long. RefSeq lists its product as uncharacterized. The record is from RefSeq and is a predicted model, not a curated record. Lineage: Eukaryota; Metazoa; Nematoda; Chromadorea; Rhabditida; Rhabditidae. The transcript has 3 exons. The coding region runs from base 1 to 375 and encodes 124 amino acids.
AUGACGUUGUCACCUAAUGUUGAUAUGAAUUUGCUCAAUAUUUGUAUUCAAAUGGCACAUGGAGUCCAAAUGCGUUGUAAAGCCACCACCCUCAACUAUGUGAUUCAAAUAGCUCAAUAUCUCAGACUGAGAAAUGUUAAAAUUUAUUGUGAGCGUCAACUUAUCCAUGAAUAUUCUCACCUCAAAGUGACUUCGAAAAAGAUUUUGUUUGCAUGUCGAUAUGAUCUUCAUCGUUACUUGAAUUUCUAUCUCCAAAAGUUGGAAUCAUUCAAAGAUUUUCAAGAAGUUCUGAAGAAAGCGGACAUUCAGAUUAUGUCAACGGAAUCCAUGAAGCUGUGUAUCAAAUAUUUUGUUGGGAAUGAGAAAUGGGAGUAG